AUGGGCCUGGACUCUAGGAACGUUUUUGGUACUCAACAUGGAAAUCAAAGCAGGCAGAACUCUGUCUCCAGAAGUUCUUUGGAUAACAUCGGCAAAGUCUGUGGAGAUUUGUCCCAAAGCGUUACAGCAAGCAUACUGUACUCUUGGGUGUUGAUCUUGCAAAGAUGGGAGAAUAAGGUCCAGAAUCUUUGGAAUCUCGCUGAUCAACACUUCUCUGCAACCUUCAGCGGCAGAAGAAAGUGCCAUCAACGAAGCUUGUCUCUCAUGCCAGUCCUGAGAUUGGAUCAUUUGAGGCAGGUAUUGGAAAAGAGGCCCGGCCAGAGAUUGUCCACCAAGCUUGAGAGCGGCUCUGUCCAAAGAUUGUCUUGCAGCAUUGUACUCUUCCUCAUCGUCAACGUCGUCGAUCUCGUCAGAAUUGUUCCACUCGGCUGA
Molecule: messenger RNA, 432 nt
Organism: Ogataea philodendri
Lineage: Eukaryota; Fungi; Ascomycota; Pichiomycetes; Pichiales; Pichiaceae
Exons: 1
Coding region: 1-432 (143 amino acids)
Source: RefSeq, a predicted model, not a curated record